Molecule: messenger RNA, 4810 nt
Organism: Chelonia mydas (Green sea turtle)
Lineage: Eukaryota; Metazoa; Chordata; Testudines; Cheloniidae
Gene: DIS3L
Product: DIS3 like exosome 3'-5' exoribonuclease
Exons: 17
Coding region: 111-3263 (1050 amino acids)
Biological process (GO): rRNA catabolic process
Cellular component (GO): cytoplasmic exosome (RNase complex)
Molecular function (GO): RNA binding; 3'-5'-RNA exonuclease activity
Source: RefSeq, a predicted model, not a curated record
CUGCCGGCGGAGGCCGGCGUUGGGCUGUCGCGCGCGGCGCCGCCUCCAUUCCGCUCCGGGCGCGGGCGCUGAGGGGCCUGCCCGGGCGUCCGGCGCCUCCCCGCGGCCCGAUGCAGCGCACGGAGAAGGUGCUGCAGCUGCGGGGCCUGCAGGGCCGCUCGGUGCGCGUCGUGCGGGAGCACUACCUGCGCCCCGACGUGCCCUGCCGCAGCGCCCUGUGCCAGGCCGCCUGCCCCCGCGAUGGGAAAUUGUUGUCAGAUGAUGUGACUCAUUAUGUUGUCCCUGACUGGAAGAUUGUUCAAGAUUACCUUGAGAUUCUUGAGUUUCCAGAGCUGAAGGGUAUUAUCUUCAUGCAAACAGCAUGUCAAGCUGUCCAGCAUCAAAGGGGUCGCAGACAGUACAACAAAUUGCGAAAUCUAGUGAAGGAUGCCCGUCAUGACUGUAUUCUGUUUGCUAAUGAAUUCCAGCAGUAUUGUUAUCUGCCAAGAGAGAGGGGAGAAUCAAUGGAGAAAUGGCAGACUAGGAGUAUUUACAAUGCAGCAGUAUGGUAUUAUAAUCACUGCUUGGGUCAGCUGCCGGUUGUUAUGGUAACAGAAGACGAAGAUGCUAUCAGAGAAUAUGGAGGUGAAACGGAAGGAGUGUUUGUGAUUUUAUUCAAGAAUUACUUGGAUAAUUUUUGGCCUGACUUAAAAGCUGUCCAUGAACUCUAUGAUUCUAUACUUCAAUCUCGGCGUGAACGAGAGUCUGAAAGCCAAGAAAACAAUGGGAAGGAAUACCCUGAACAUCUUCCUAUGGAAAUAUUGGAGGCUGGGAUCAAAUCUGGAAGAUAUAUACAGGGUGUCCUGAAUGUCAAUAAGCACAGAGCACAAAUGGAAGCUUUUGUUCGACUUCAAGGAGCCAGUGGUAAAGAAACAGAUCUCCAAAGUGAUAUACUUAUUCAUGGUACCAAAGCUCGGAACCGUGCAAUCCAUGGUGAUGUAGUAGCUGUAGAGUUGUUACUCCGGCAUGAAUGGAAAGGAAGAACUGCUUCUCUUUGUGAGAAUGAUACUGAAGAAAAGGCACCAGGAGACACCUCCAGUGAACCUAUGCCCACAGGUAGAGUUGUUGGAAUCAUUCAGAAGAAUUGGCGAGAUUAUGUGGUCACUUUUCCAUCCAAAGAAGAGAGUCAAUCUCAGGGUAAAAAUGCCCAGAAAAUCCUUGUUACACCUUGGGAUUACAGAAUUCCUAAAAUCAGGAUCAGUACACAGCAGGCUGAGGCACUACAGGACUGUCGAGUUAUUGUGCGUAUUGAUUCUUGGGAGUCAACGUCUGUGUAUCCAAAUGGACAUUUUGUACGAGUUUUAGGACGGAUAGGAGAUCUCGAAGGGGAAACUGCAGUUAUUCUAGUGGAGAAUGGCAUUUCUGUUGCCCCUUUCUCAGAAGCCCAGACAUGUGAGAUGCCUUCCAGUACCUCAGAGAAUCCAUGGAAAGUGAAUCCAGAGGAGGAACUAAAACGCAUUGACUUGAGGAAUACGCAUUUAGUAUUCAGCAUUGACCCCAAAGGCUGUGAAGAUGUGGAUGAUGCAUUGUCCAUUCGGACACUAGCUAAUGGGAACCUAGAGCUAGGUGUCCAUAUUGCAGAUGUAACCCAUUUUGUGGCAGUAAAUUCUUACACUGACAUUGAGGCCAGAGCAAGGGCAACAACCUGUUAUUUAGCUGAUCGUCGUUAUGAUAUGCUGCCUUCCAUCCUGAGUGCUGAUUUAUGCUCUCUUCUUAGCAGAGUUGAAAGGUAUGCUGUCAGUGUCAUGUGGGAGCUAGAUAAAAAUUCCUAUGAAAUCCUGAGAGUCUGGUACAACAGAACCAUCAUUCAGUCUUCGUACAAACUGGUCUACGAGGUAGCUCAAGGAUUAUUAGAUGGUGACCUAAGUGUUGUUGAUGAUAUCCUAGAACUCAAAGAACUGGAUGAGAGAACUAGACAACAGAAGCUGGAAGAAUUGGUCUGGGCAAUAGGAAAACUGACUGAUAUAGCUCGACAUGUUCGGGCUAAACGUGACAGCUGUGGUGCUCUAGAGCUGGAAGGAGUAGAAAUAAGAGUGCAGCUGGAUGAUAAAAAGAACAUUCAUGAUCUCAUCCCUAAACAGCCACUGGAGGUGCAUGAGACUGUUGCUGAAUGUAUGAUCCUUGCCAACCACUGGGUGGCAAAGAUAAUUUGGGAGAACUUUCCUCACCACGCUUUGUUGCGCCAACACCCUCCACCACGACAAGAGUUUUUUUCUGAGCUCCGAGAAUGCGCCAGUGCCAAAGGCUUUUCCAUAGACACACGGUCUAAUAAAGCACUGGCUGAUUCUCUGAAUAAAGCAGAUGAUCCCUUAGAUCCAACUGUGAAUAAAUUACUGCGGUCCAUGGCUACUCAGGCAAUGUCUAAUGCACUGUACUUCUCGACUGGCUCAUGCCCCGAAGAAGAGUUCCAUCAUUAUGGACUUGCCCUAGAUAAAUAUACCCAUUUUACGUCUCCAAUUAGAAGAUAUGCUGAUAUUGUCGUCCACAGACUGCUAAUGGCUGCCACUUUAAAAGAUACUAAAGUAGAUGUUACGGUUAAUUUGUUCAGCAACAAAGAUCUUGAGGAAUUGUGUAGACACAUCAACAACAGAAACAGGGCUGCACAACAUGCCCAGAAACAGUCUACUGAGCUUUUCCAGUGUAUGUAUUUCAAAGACAAAGUCCCUGAAACAGAAGAGCGCUGUACAGCAGAUGGUGUUAUUUACUCCAUUCGAACAAAUGGUGUACUUGUUUUUGUACCAAGGUAUGGCAUUAAAGGUGCUGCUUAUCUGAAAAACAAGGAGGGUUUGGUCAUCUCCUGUCAGUCUGAUGGCAGUUGUGUGUGGAAACCUGGUUCUCUUCAGCAUUUUCAGAACAGAAUUACUUCCACUACAGUUGCUGGAGAAUCUGUUACAUUGAGUCUGUUUGACCAUAUAACAGUAAAAGUAUCUGUGCAGAGUUCACGCUGCCAUCCUGACACCAUCAAGCUUGAAAUAAUUAGCAACAUACCUUACAAGAAUACAGCCACAGAGCUUUACCAGAAGAAUUUCCACAUAAUGAAAACUGACUUAGUAAAAGAAGUAACCAGAUCUGCAGAGGAAGCUCUACUUGCCCAAGAAAAAAACAGAGUUGAAGUAAUUCAAGAAGAACAUCAGGAGUAUUGCCAAACAAAGGGAGUUAGCUUGUACCAACUGCUUGAGGAAAUUAGGGACUUGGCUCUACUAGAUGUAUCAGCUGGUAACUGAGCAUGAAAUAGUUAUUUAGCUGUGCUCCACUGAAGCAGGUUUGCCCAAUUUUAAAUAGUUUUUAAAACAGAUAGUGUAAGCUGAUAAACCAUUUUUAAUGUUUUCUGCUUUUUGCUAAUUUGAACUGUACCUUAAGUAAAAUUUAACACUGAUUUGAGAGUGAAACAGCACUAGUUGAUUUAAGAUGUUUUAUACAUGGUUAACUACUGUAUUCUCACUGAAAGACUAAAGAUUGUAUUGUGGUAAACUACUUAAGAUGCCUUUUUAAAAAAACAAAUCUGAUCUUGAUCUAAAAAAUAGGUGACUGGACAUUGUUUUUUCAAAACUAGAUUCUUGUAGGGAACCUACAUAUAUCUGCAUAAGCAAUACAACACUGAUGUAGCCAGAACACCACUAAUCUUGCCCCUUUAGUUUUGAUCCAAUUAAUUUAACUUUAAAUACCUUUUAAUUCUACAGCUUUAUUUACAUUAAACCUGAAUGAAGCAGUUCUGCUUCACCCUUUAUAUGCUUGCUACACAAAAGUGCACUUUAAAAAAAACUCAAAGCUGUCUACAAUUACAAUACACAUUAAAUCACGCUUCCAGGCCUUAUUCCAAGAUUAUCAACAUAGUUGUGGGUGAUUUUCACUGGCCUCUAACUCAGUUACUGCAUAAACAAACAAAAAUGGUUACUGGUACAUGUGGUUUUAACUUGAUUACUGGAACCUCUGUGGGUAUUUAUAACAUACUAAUGGAAGGGACACUUUAGGGGAGCCUUGCUGCCACUAUCAAAAUUAAUAUGAAGCUAAAUGUAGCAUUGUUUGAUGGCUUCAGUAAAGCAUGAAAGGAUUAUCAUCUGAAGAAAAAUUUUUGGGGGAGGUUUUCAAAGACAGAAAAGGAAGUUAAACACCAAUUCCUACAGAAAGUCCAUUCAACUUUCCUGUAUUGGUAUACUACCACACUUAAAAAAAACCUAUUCUAACUUAAUUUUCAAUGAAGUUUUGCAAGCUUUCUGUGCUUACUCCCUUCUCUAAAAGAAGGAUUAAAAUAGGGGAAUAAAUACAUAGCACUUGUUGUAGGAGGCAAAAAUCCUUUAAAAGGAUAACCAGAAUUAUCAGAUGAUUUGUUGAUGAAUGGCUAAGUCCACUAUCAGAUACCCCCCUCUUGACUACAGAAUGCUUUAACAAUUGUAAAUCUGAAGCUACUUAACUUCCUGUCAUGUGAUUUUCUCAUGACUUAAGCAACACCAAUGAGUAGAGUAUGUUUAGAGCAGAUUUGAUCAACAAAUUUGUGUGGGCCAUCAUAUGAGUGUAUGUAGAGAAUAUUUUUCAAAUUUGGUUUCCAAAAUUUAAUAACUUACUAAAAUAUAAGCAUUUCAUAACGAAGUACUGUUACAAAAUGCUUCAGAACAGUUAAGACAGGGUGCAUGUUCAUACUGAGCAAAAAGUUCCUGACACUGAACCAUCACUUAUGUUCUAUUAAAAAAAAAACAACCCACAAUUAACAUGAUGUAAAAAACUUUAUACAAACUCAGGCUUUCAAGACCCAGGUAAGUUAAACUUGAGGAAU